This is a messenger RNA of Centropristis striata (black sea bass), 1133 nucleotides long. Its product is annotated as low affinity immunoglobulin gamma Fc region receptor II-like. Gene Ontology annotation, biological process: cell surface receptor signaling pathway. Gene Ontology annotation, molecular function: transmembrane signaling receptor activity. The transcript has 7 exons. Bases 63 to 1133 code for a protein of 356 amino acids. The record is from RefSeq and is a predicted model, not a curated record. Lineage: Eukaryota; Metazoa; Chordata; Actinopteri; Perciformes; Serranidae.
AAGUUCUCAGCCACAAACUCAACUCGUACUUCAGUUUGAGGCUCAGUCUGCAGCGAGACAUCAUGGAGGCCACAGCUCUCUGCUUCAGACUGUUGAUGCUUGAAUUCACCCUGCUGAACAGUUAUACUCUGAAAAGUGAUGCAGCUUCUCUUCGUAUCACUCCCAACAGACUGCAACACUUUAAGUUGGACUCUGUGACUUUUGAGUGUGUCGGGUCUGAUGCCUCAACUAACCUGAGAGUCAUGAAAACUAAAGCUUGUGAUCCUGAUUGUGAUAAGACAUACACAGGAUCCUCCAGCACCAUUGAGAGAGUCUAUCCAUCAGAUAUUGGAGAGUACUGGUGUGAGACUGGAGGAGGAGAGAGAAGCUACAGCGCCAACAUCACCGUCACUGCUGGUCCUGUGAUCCUGGAGAGUCCUGUCCUCCCUGUGAUGGAGGGAGACUCUGUGACUCUGAGCUGCAGAAACAAGACGACUUCUACCAACCUCCCAGCUGAUUUCUUCAAAGAUGGCCGCCUCAUCAUGAAGAGCAGUUCUGCAGAGACGACCAUUAAAAAUAUCUCCAAGUCUGAUGAAGGACUCUACAGGUGCAGCAUCAGUGGAGUUGGAGAAUCAGCAGAGAGCUGGCUGGCUGUCAGAGGUGAACCCUUGAUCCUGGAGAGUCCUGUCCUGCCUGUGAAAGAAGGAAUCAAUGUGACUCUGAGCUGCAGGAAGAAGUCGACUCUGUCCAACCUCCCAGCUGAUUUCUACAAAGAUGGCCUCCUCAUCAGCAGCAGCUCUACAGGAGAGUUCACCAUCUACAGUGUUUCUGAAUCUGAUGAAGGACUCUACAAGUGCAGCAUCUCUGAUGGUGGAGAGUCAGCAGAGAGCUGGCUGGCUGUCAGAGCUCUUCACAGAGAGACUUGUCCCUCCUGGGAUCACUCCAUUUAUCUUCUCCUCCUCUUGAGGACGGUGUUCACCAUAGUGAUGGUGGCUCUGCUGCUGCUGCUGGUGGGACUGCUUCACUGUGGGAAACUCACAGUUACACAGAAAUGUACUCAUGCAAACAGAGAAGAGUGUGACUGUGGAGGGGGCGUGGUGCAUCAGCUGCAGGAGAGAGGUGUGGAGAGGGCUCAGGAGAGCAGCGCCGGGUGA